Messenger RNA from Penicillium olsonii, 513 nucleotides. The record is from the annotation of a GenBank genome assembly. NCBI's taxonomy places the organism in Eukaryota, Fungi, Ascomycota, Eurotiomycetes, Eurotiales, Aspergillaceae.
AUGCUAACUGGACGCAAUAGCUACAACUGCGGCGGCCGUGAAUGCCAGGAGCCCGCCAAGGAGAAGUCUUGCUACCGCUGCGGACAGACCGGUCACCUUUCCCGUGAAUGCCCCCAGGGUGGCGACAGCAACUACAGCGGCGGUGGUAGUCAAGAAUGCUACAAGUGCGGACAGGUUGGUCACAUCGCGCGUCACUGCUCCCAGGGCGGUAACUACGGCUCCGGAUACGGCGGUGGCUUCGGUGGUGGUUUUGGCGGCCCUGGCGGUCGUCAGCAAACAUGCUACUCGUGCGGUGGUUUCGGCCACAUGGCCCGUGACUGCACCCAGGGACAGAAGUGCUACAACUGUCAGUAUAUGAUAUGUACACCAGGUCGCGCGAGCUUGCUGCUAACUUGUAAACCAGGCGGCGAGGUCGGUCACGUCUCCCGUGACUGCCCUACCGAGGCCAAGGGUGAGCGUAUGUGCUACAAGUGCAAGCAGCCUGGUCACGUCCAGUCUGCCUGCCCCAACUAA